GCAUUCCAAUAUUUUAGGAAGUUCAAGAACUGCUUACUUCUUGGAGACCUUAUUUUGAUGCUUCCAAAUGCAUUUUUAUAAAUGCACCUUCAAGUAGUCGUCAAUUGUUCUAUAAUGGAGAAAAAUCACUCUUUUCCAAUCCGCAUUGUGCUAUCAGAAAUAUUCCUUUCACUGUUCGAAGGCCUACUUUUAGGGAAGCAAAACGUGUAUAUAGCCAGUUGACUCAAGUAUCCUUUGAAACGGAUGAGAAGGAAACAUUACAAAGCAACCAAGAGGGCUUAAUAUCAAUUCCAACUGCUGUAAGAAAUACAGACCCACUCUCCAGCAAAGGGGACAUGAUUGAGUUGGAUAACAAAGAUGAGGCUAAAGCUAGUUCAAGCAAAAAGGAUGCACAACCUGUUUUGAGUGAUGAAGAGAGUGAGAAUGAGCUACCUGGCAUAUCAACUCCAUUACAUCAAGCAGCAAAAUCUGGAGACGCUCACAACGUCAUGGAACUCCUGGAACAGGGCUUGGAUCCUUGCAUUAAAGAUGAAAGGGCGCGGACUCCAUAUAUGUUGGCUAAUGAGAAGGAAGUCAGAAAUAUUUUUAGAAGGUUCAUGGCAUCAAACCCUGACAAAUGGGAUUGGCAUGCUGCAAAAGUUCCUAGUGCAUUGACCAAAGAAAUGGAAGAAUCACAAGCUGCUAAGCAGGUGAUUCUGAUGCUUCUAGAAAGGGUUUUAAAUUUUUUUACCCCCUAAAUUCAAAGGUGAUUAACAUGAUGUGUUUCCCAUUUUGUUCUCUUUUAGUCU
Molecule: messenger RNA, 788 nt
Organism: Arachis ipaensis
Lineage: Eukaryota; Viridiplantae; Streptophyta; Magnoliopsida; Fabales; Fabaceae
Source: RefSeq, a predicted model, not a curated record